Messenger RNA from Silurus meridionalis, 3263 nucleotides. RefSeq lists its product as uncharacterized. The record is from RefSeq and is a predicted model, not a curated record. Lineage: Eukaryota; Metazoa; Chordata; Actinopteri; Siluriformes; Siluridae. The transcript is spliced from 5 exons. The coding region runs from base 1169 to 1873 and encodes 234 amino acids.
GCAGUUAGCAUUUAACCAGAAGUGCAUAAGUGCGUAUUUACAAUAAAUAACAGUAGAUAAAUAGUGUAUGAGGUCCAUAUAUGAUAUAGCCUGAAGGGAGAAGGGUGAAUAGUCCAUAGUUGGGGUAAGAGGGACCUCUGAUGAUGCCCCUCAGCCUUUGCAGAAAGCGUUUACUGUAAAUGUUCUCCAAGGUGGAAAGCUGAGUGUUAAUGAUUUGUUGGGCAGUUUUCACCACCCUCUAAAGGGCUUUCAGUCCGAAGCAGUGCAGCUGCUGUACCACACUAAAAUGCAGUUAGUGAGGAUGCUCUCCAGUAUCAUGUAGCACAGACUGGAUUUUUUUUAAGUCUCCUCAGAAAAAAAUAGGUGCUGUUGUGCCUUCCUGAUCGGGAUAGAAGAGUUCAGAGGCCAGGUGAGAUCCUCAGAGAUGUCGAUUCCAAGGAACUUAAAGCUGCGUCCACGAUCAACAUCAGUUCCGUUGAUGUGAAUAGGAGCAUGAGCGUGAUUGAUGGCUCGUCUAUAAUCCACAAUAAUCUCUUCCGUCGUCCCUGAGGAACACCAGUGCUGAGAGUGAGAGUCCAGCCGGACAGACUGUGGUCUGUUUGUGAGGAAGUCCACGGUCCAGCUGCAGAACAUGUGUGCUGAUGUCAAGCUGUUUCAGCUUCAAGAUUAGCUUGGAGGGGCUAACAGUGUUAAAAGCUGAGCUGAAUUCAACAAACAACAUCCUGGCAUAAGUGUAGGGGUUGUCCAAGUGGGUCAGGGCAGCCGUGGAAAUGGCAUCCUCGGGUCACGAAUUGGUAUUGAUGUUCGAAUGUCACUGUUUUAAUAAGGCAAGAAGCAACAGCUAACCUAUUCUGCUGCCUGUUAGCACAAACAUAUACACUUUUACUUCCAGAAUUCAGUUUUUUUUAAUGGACACAAAAGUUAAAAUUGUGUCACACAACUUUAUCGCAAGUGAUUUUUCGAAAGGUCAGCGAUGAUCCGAUUGAUGUUUUUGUGUGUGUGUGUGUGUGUGCACAAAAAAUCAUAAGAGAACGAGCUUUGUGGUUAGAGAAGGAUUAGUUAAGACUUCCGUAUACUGUAGCCUCUGAAGCUCAGCUGAAUUAUUUCCUGUCUGAGGCAGGCUGGCCUCAGAGUGCUCAGAGCUCACGUACGGCGUGCAGCGUUCGGCAUGAAGAUAGUACAACUUCAUUUCUGUCUGGUUGUGUGCUGUGGUGCUACAGACAGUUUCACAGAGAAGUUGGUGAAUUUGGGACAAAAUGUGACUCUACAAUGUGAAGUAGAUGUAAAACAUGUGUACUGGUUCCUGAUGAAGCCGUCAGAACCUCCAGUGUUUAUAUUACGCUCUUUCUCGAGCAGGUCCCUGAGUGUAGAAUACAGCAACCAGACCUUCAACAAAACUUUCUCACUGCAACACAACAGCAGUUUAUUUAUACACAAUAUCAGUACUAAUGAAUUAGGAGUGUAUUAUUGUAGUCCUACUCCAUCUGUUUCACCUCCUAACAUCAGCCAUGAAAUCAGACUUUACAUCCGGAAUUACACAGCUGAUAAUUCUACAAGUAAAGAAACUCACCACCAGAACCAGACACAUUUAAAUGAAUUAUAUAAAUGUGGAGUCAAUUUCUGGCGAAGUCUCUUCUUCACACUCGGAAUCCUGAAUUGUCUCGUCCUUGUUGUGGUAAUCGUUCGUCUUUGCCGCAAAAGAUCUACAAAUCAUCAAGCACGACCUUCAGAUCCUGGUAUCCAGCAGAGUCAACAGGAAAACAACAUCCAUAUAUAUGACGUUGUGCUGAACAGCCCGCCAGACAGAAGCAUCGGGAUGAAUAUGCUCUCAAGCACAUAUGCUCUGCUGCAGCCUGCGAGGCCGCCAUCCUGACUGACCCCUGAGUGAUCCUGCACAGCCAUAUGACCUCACACAGCUGUACUGUAGCUUCAAACCCCAAACAUAGAACUCAUAUAGUGUUCUAUCAUAUCCUUAAGGAUUUGUGAUGGAUCAUUCACUAAUGAUUCGUCUCAAUUUAUUUAGAUUUUUUUUUUUUUUAAAGCCCAAUCUUUAUAACCUAAAGUGCCUUUCUAGGUGCUGUCUGGUAUUUUAUAGUAAAGUAAAUAAUAGAUUUAAAAGAAUCAAACCACUGUUGUUAAUACUGAUGUAAAUCAAUGGACUAAAAUAAUUCAUGUUUAAAACGGAACAAAAAAAAAGGUUGAAUCAGUGUUUUCUUAAAUGAACAUCAGCUAUUUAAAAAAAAAAAACAUUUCAAAUGCAGAAGGAAAAAAAUAGUUUGGCCUCUCGCUGGCCGAGAGUUUCUCAUAAAGACCUGAUAAUGUUUUGCUUUAAAAACAAAUAAUUAGCUAGUUUACAAGUGUGAUAUUGCAAUGAAAUAAAGUGUUUUAUAAUAUCUUUAGCCUGAAUGUUCCCUAAAUAUGAAAUACUCAUGUAACACGUUUAUUGCCAUGUUUCAAGGCACAAUGAAAUUUCCUCCUUAGUGUACAAGAGUGAAAUUUAAUGUGCAUCUAAAAUGUGUCAUGUAAAUGGACAUUUUGUACAACCUGUGCAGGUGAAGAACUGAAGCUUCAUAUAAGCGUCUAUUUUAUACAACUUGGAUUUUUUUUUCUAUGAUGAAAAAAGGCCAGUCAUUUGGUUACUUGAAUAUUUAAGUGACACCUUAAGGGCUGCUUCUGCCAACCAAGAGGGAGCAGAAAACUGAUAAAAGAAUGACAACAAACUGUGUUAGCAUUUUUCAAAAUAGCUACAGCAUUCAGCAUAUUGCUUUUUAUACACAAGGUGGUCACAGCUGUUAAAAAAAUAGAAAUCACACAUUCAGUUUGUGCAGCAUGCUCUUUCCGAGAUGAUCUUUUUCUUGUGUGUGUGGUUUUUGCGCUCUCCCAGCUCUGUGUACACUUUUAAAAUGAAGGCACGCAAACCUUUGAGGAAGUGGCAAAAAUAGUUUGAUUUGUGGCAAAAAGCCAUCUAGCAACCCCUUUUUUAUUUUUUGCAAAUAAAUGUAAUUAUUUUCUCGUAUUUUAUUUUAUUUAUGUAUAAAUGUUAAAUGUUUGUGUUCUCAUUGGGACACAGAAAGCAGAUGUUUGAUCAUGCGGUUUCCUGAUGCUCAUGAAAAGCUUGGCAAUCAUGUGAUUCAACCACAGUGUCCAAAGUGACAGGGUGUGUAGGUCAUACCUUUGACACUUUAUUUGUUUCUGCCAACAUUCACUAAAAACACAUAAUGAAGCAAGAUAACAGUUUCUGAGAAUUAAGAAAAAUGUUUAUA